AUGUUGCGACCAUUGACACGUGCAGGAGCCCUGAGCUCACUGACUCGACCAGCAGCUGUCCGAACGGCCUUCAGAUCACUGCAUUGCUCUCGACCCGCGCUUCAGACACACACCCCGCUGUCGCGAGGCAAAAAGUUCCUCAAAUUCAGCCUUGCUACUUUUGGAGCCAUUGGCCUGGGAGCUACCGCUCUGGUUGUCUCCUUCCUGGUUUACGACAUUUCCUCUUAUAAGGAGAUUGAUGACUGUGGUGACAUUGACGUUCAUGCUCUUGCCCUGUCACCUAGAAGAGGAGGACCCAAGAACCUACCCAUUUUCGACUCGUGGCUGGAUGAUACCGACACUCCGGAAAAAGCUGAAAGCUCCAGCAAGCCUCGUCUGGUGGUUCUGGGCUCCGGCUGGGGAUCUGUAGCUCUGCUCAAUGCCCUCAAACCCGGCGAUUACAACGUGACUCUCAUUUCUCCCUCAAACUACUUCCUGUUCACCCCCAUGCUUCCCUCUGCCACCGUUGGCACUCUCGAGCUGCGAUCUAUCACUGAACCCGUGCGACGAAUCUGUGCUGCGGCUGCUGCUCACUUUGUCAACGCCUCUGCCAACAACAUUGACUUCAAGGAGCGUCUUAUUGAGUGUUCCCAGAGAGACCCAGUGACCGGAGACACUGUCAACUUCUAUGUUCCCUACGAUAAGGUCGUUGUCGGUGUUGGAUGCACUACCAAUACCCACGGAGUCAAGGGCCUGCAAUACUGUCACUUCCUCAAGACCGUUGACGACUCGAAGAGUAUCCGAAACCAGUUGGUUGCCAACCUUGAAAAGGCCGCUCUCCCCUCUACUUCUAUCGAUGAGCGAAAGCGUCUGCUUUCGUUUGUUGUCUGUGGAGGAGGACCCACUGGAGUGGAGAUGGCUGCCGAGGUCUACGAUCUGAUGAACGAGGAUCUGGCCAAGCACUACCCCAAGGCCCUGCGAAACCUUGUCUCUGUCCACGUCAUCCAGUCUCGAUCUGCCAUCCUUAACACCUUUGACCAUUCCGUCUCCGAGUACGCGAUGGAGCGAUUCAAGCACGACAACAUCGAUCUUCUGAUCAAUUCGCGAGUUGUUGAGGUCAAGGAGGACCGAGUGCUAUUCUCCCAGGCUGACCCCAAGGACCCCUCCAAGAAGAUCAUCAAGGAGGUGCCCUUCGGUCUCUGUCUGUGGUCCACCGGUGUUGAUCAAUCUCCUCUUACUAAGUCCAUUGUUAAGGACAUUGGAGCUCCCAACCAGACCAACAGACGAGCCAUUGAGACCGACCCUCAGCUGCGAAUUCUCGGAACCCCGGAGGGACAGGCCUACGCUAUUGGUGACUGCUCUACUGUUCGAACACAUGUUCUCGACACGGCUCUAGAUAUUCUAAAGUCCCACGUUCUUGCUUCUCGACCCUUCUCUGCCAACACUCAGGAGACUCCCGAGGCACUCGAAAAGCGAGUUCACGAGAUCAAAUUGACCGUUGGAGAAGUUAAGCGACUGACUGCUGUUCUGCAGAAGACUCUGCCCGACUCUUCCGAGCAUUUUGUCAGAAUUGAUGAGCUGUUCCAGGAGUAUGAUGCCGAUCACAGCGGAACUCUUUCCUACUCGGAACUCACCAAGAUGCUCAAAGACGUGGACCAGAAGAUCACAUCUUUGCCCGCCACUGCCCAGCGAGCUAACCAGCAGGGUGUCUAUCUCGGAAAGAAGCUCCGAAAGAUUGCCUCUAUCGGAGCUGCUGCCUACGACACACCUGUUCCCUACGGAGACAUUGACGCCGCCUACUACAAGCCUUUCAAGUACAAGCACCUCGGAAACCUGGCCUACCUCGGUAAUGCCGCUGUAUUCGAUUUCGGCAAGCACGGAACCUUCACCGGAGGUCUUCUGGGCAUGUACAUCUGGCGAUCUGCCUACUUUUCGCAGUGUGUUUCUUUCCGAACCCGAGCUCUUAUGUUUCAGGAUUGGCUCAAGCGAGGUCUGUUUGGACGAGACUUCAUCGCCCCUUAG
Molecule: messenger RNA, 2001 nt
Organism: Yarrowia lipolytica CLIB122
Lineage: Eukaryota; Fungi; Ascomycota; Dipodascomycetes; Dipodascales
Biological process (GO): aerobic electron transport chain
Molecular function (GO): NAD(P)H dehydrogenase (quinone) activity; calcium ion binding
Source: RefSeq, a predicted model, not a curated record